This is a messenger RNA of Drosophila navojoa, 3570 nucleotides long. RefSeq names its product HEAT repeat-containing protein 6. The record is from RefSeq and is a predicted model, not a curated record. NCBI's taxonomy places the organism in Eukaryota, Metazoa, Arthropoda, Insecta, Diptera, Drosophilidae.
UAUCGAUACAUCGAUAUGCUGUUGCCAUAUCUCAAAGCAUAUGAACAGUUCUAUUUAAUGGACAAGGAGAGGAAAGCCUAUGACGCGCUCUUACAAACAAUAAAUAAUCGGGCGCGAUGCUCCUCAGCGGCGGAUGCAUGCAUCUAUCAGCGUCAACUGCAGUUCCUGCGCAACACCGAGAGCCAGACGCCCGCAGGGCCAUAUGGCGCGAGCACGGCGGCGCAGCUUGCACAUCUGUUGACAGAGGAGGCGCUGGCGGCUAGUGGGCGGGGCAAUGACUCAGUUAACCUGGACGCAUGGCUGGCCUGGCUGAACGAGCUGCUCGUGAGCCGAAAACAGCAGCUCGGUGAGACGACACCGAUUCUGGAGUGGCUUCUGCAGCGAGUCGAGCAGCAAUGCACAGUGGAUGCGGUGCGCUGCCUGCUCCCGCUCGUGGAAUCACUGUCAGUGACCGCCGCUCUCAAGUAUUUCCCACGCUUCGUUGCCAUUCCAUACCCGCGCAGCGUGGAGGCGGCGUUGCUAUUGGUGCUCUGCCAAGACAAGCUGUUCAGCAUAUUCUGCACGCCAAAUGCCGAACAGCAGACUAAGGAGCUACAGCUAAGCAGCCAGCUGGCAAAUUCACUGCUGCAGAUGCACUACGAUGGACGCUUGGCAGAGAUAGCAGCAGCUGGUGACACUCAGGAGGAGCUAACGAUGUUGCUGGCCCACUCACUGCAGCUGCUUCAGAAGAUAGCCAGCCACCAUGCGGACUAUGCCAUACAGUAUGCGCCGGAAUUGUUAGGCCUCGCCCUGGCCAAUGUGCGAUGCAGGGCGGAUGGUGGUGAGAUGGCGAAGACGGCAUAUCAAUUGCCACAUCGGGUGCAUCCGGCCCAGCAAUCGGCCGUCUAUGGGCAUGACGAUGGGGACGUCGACUCGACUGCUAGCAAUCAGAAUACAGCUGCUGCCGGCAGGCGAGUCAAGUCGCGUAAGAUGCGUUCGCUGACUAAGCAACGGAAUGGCAAUUGCAAUAACAAUAACAACCUCCAAGAAAGCCCCAGCAACGUUCCGGGACCCGGAGACCGGAUGAAGCUGCUGUUGCAGGGCAACAAUGAGUAUGGCGGUCGUACGCCGAGCGGUGACUCCGAGGGCGGUUGCACGCCCAGUUCAGACGGCGCCGGGCCACAGGUGGCAGGCCAGAAACAGCAGCGCCAACGCCAGGUGAAACUGCGCAUUGCAGCGCUGCAGCUGAUGGGCGCCGUCACCAAGCAGCUGCCUCGCCGCACCCUCUACGGCUACUGGCAUGUGCUCUUCCCGAGUGGCGGCGGCGGCGAUGGCGGCGCAGCCGCCGGUCGCGAUAAUGGAGAUAAUCUGCUGCACAUUGGCGCCAGUGAUGGCAACGUACGCUGCCGUGCCCUGGCUCUGCAGCUGGCUGCACAGCUGCUGUACGGCUCCAAGCCUUAUCUCAGCCAGGCUAGCUGCGCCCUGGCGCCCAGCAACUACACACCGUUUGCGAUGAGUCUGGCUAACAGCGUCAUGGAGGCGUAUCGCCAGCUAGCUGGCAUACUGGAGCGUGAAUAUGUGCCGCCGGUGCUGACGCAGUGCCUCAAGUGCCUGGCGGUCCUGGUGCAGGCGACUCCGUUCGAGCAACUACAAAUGGGCAUCGUCUAUGAGUUUGUGCCACAUGUCAAAAUAUUGACGCGGCAUGCGGACACCAGCGUCAAGGUGUCUGCACUGCUGGUCAUGGAAAUGCUGGUGGCCACGCCACGACUGACCCAGGAAAUGGCCUGCGCUGUGGGUCUGCCGCUGAAGGAACGUCGCGCUGUCAACAUGUUGCACGCAUCGCCGCGCCACAAUGCCUACCAGGAGCAGGUGCAACAAUUUGAAUUACUUUACGACUCCGAUGCAGAGGAGCUUGAGGAUGAAGAGGAGGCGAAAGAGGAGAUAGAGGCGGAGCACGGGGAGGAAGAGGAGCAGGGCUCACCUAUGGCAGCAAAAGCAGCAGCAGCUGAGCAAACUUCCAUUGUCUUGCCUCGGAUUCGCAUUCCACGCAACUCGUGGCUGCUGCGCCUCGUGCUGCGCUAUCUGGACUGUCCGAUGAGCGCGUCGCCGCUGCGCGUCGAGUGUCUGCAGGUGCUGCUGGCCAUGACCACUCACUUUGGCCUGCUGCGCGAGCAUCUGGCGCGCCUGGCCGAUGUGCUGUGCAAUGCCCUGCAGGACAGCUCAUGGGAUGUGCGUCUCUAUGGAGCAAGAGCCUUGGACGCCAUUGGGUUCCAAAUGGCGCGCCUUGCCUUAGAGCAGACAGAGUCCAGACCGGAGCAACAGCAGCAGCACUUGAGCUUCUGGCUACGCAUGCUACCUACGAUCUACGAUGCCUACUCCAAUGCCGAGACGGCUACGCUGCGGUGUUCCUUAUGCGAUGCACUCUCAAACAUGGGCGGCUACAGCUUCGAGCGCCUGCCCCAGGCACAGCGCACAGGCCUGCUGGCCUUCCUCUUGGGCUGCAGCAGCGACGAUGCGGCGGAUAGCCUGGUGCGAGCAGCGGCCGUGCGGGCGCUCGCUGUUUACGUGUUGCAUCCGACGAUGCGCGAUGAUUUGGUGUUUGUGGAACAUGCAGCAGAGCUAGCGCUGCAACUUAUAGGCGACGCUCAGCUGGCUGUGCGGAUCAAAGCCGCCUGGGCGCUGGGCAACAUAAGCGAUGCGCUAGUGCAGCCCGAGCGACCGGAGGAGCCCCGUGAGAAGGAGCGCAUCUCGCAGGCACUGCUCGGGCGCCUAAUCGAAGCGGCCAUUCUCGCCUGUGGCGACCACGACAAGGUCCGCGCCAAUGGGGUGCGUGCCAUGGGCAAUCUGCUGCGGCUGCUGUCCGGCGAGGAGCACGCGCUCAUGCAGCGGGGCAUGGCCAAGCUGUUGGAUUGUGCGCGCGCGGCGGGCAGCGCCAAAGUCAAGUGGAAUGCCUGCUAUGCCAUUGGCAACCUGGUGCGCAAUCGUGCAAUAUUCUCGACCAGCGCCAAAUUGGCGGACACGCUGUUCGCGGCGCUCAGCCAGCUGAUUGUGCAGCACGCGAACUUCAAGGUGCGCAUCAAUGCCACCGCCGUGCUGCUACAGAUCGAGCAUAGGGCGGACAUGGGCGUGCACUAUGCCACAAUGUGGCGCUCGCUAUUGGCGGCCAUCGAACGAUCCAAUGCCCUAGACUCCUUCGAGGAGUACAACCAUCGCGAUGGACUGCAGCAGCAGCUCUGCCUGGCCAUGGCCCACAUGAUCGAACGAGCGCGCGCCGACGACUUAGCGCCCUGCCGCGAUGCGCUCGAGUCGCAUCUGGACGUGGUCAGCAGCACCUGGCGGCGUGUCGCCUAUCGCAUUGUGCCCGAGCAGGCGACGCCACUCUUCACCUGCAGUUCCCUGCUACAGAAGCGCCUAGCUGCCGCCGCCCUCACUGCGGACCAGCGAAGCGCCCUCACAUUCAUCAGCAAUGCCCUGCGCGUGGAGAACUAACUCAAUUACCAGUUAAUCGUAUUACUAAUGGAAUCCCUUUUUUACGUAACCCAAAUAACAAAUCAUUUUUUCACCAAUAAACUUAAUGCGAGCAAUUCGAGA